Molecule: messenger RNA, 5704 nt
Organism: Xiphophorus maculatus (southern platyfish)
Lineage: Eukaryota; Metazoa; Chordata; Actinopteri; Cyprinodontiformes; Poeciliidae
Gene: atxn1l
Product: ataxin 1 like
Exons: 3
Coding region: 256-2724 (822 amino acids)
Biological process (GO): anatomical structure development; regulation of DNA-templated transcription
Cellular component (GO): nucleus
Molecular function (GO): RNA binding; protein binding
Source: RefSeq, a predicted model, not a curated record
UGGCCUUUGAGAUGGGCUUCACUCGUUAGCCUUGAUUUUUUAUUUUUUUUUUUCUUCUUCCAAUCAUUCCCCCCUCGCAUAUCCACUUUUAUUUUUAUUACAAAGAAACGCCCGUCCGCGAUGACAUUAGAAGGUGAACUGGCAGACAGGGUCAGCCAGGUGAUUUCAGAACUGGUUGCGGUGCGGGCUGGCUGGCUUGCAGGUUUCAGUUCCUGUGCUGUGCAGUAAAGCAACUUGGUUGGUCAAAGGAUUGCAAUGAAGCCAGCUCAGGAGCGCAACCAGGAGAGCCUGCCUCCUAAGAAGAGGGACCUCCCUCUCAGCAACAGCGGUGGCGGCGUCGGUGUCGGAGGGGCGGGUGGGGUCGGAGCUACGGGAGGCGCCGGCAGUGCUGCUGGAGGAGGUAACGGAGAAGCUGAAGUUGUUUCCAUCCACAACUGUGCAGCCGGCAGUGAGACUCAGGGAGGGAACCCAUCAGGAGAGUGGCCACGAAUUCAUCCAGAGCAUCACUAUGGGGUGGACAAUUCAGAGAGCAUCUCAGCAGGACCUGUUGAUCAGUACAGUAUGAUUUACAAAGUGGCUGUUCCUUCUGUUACCUACUCGCCCACUAGCCUGCACCCAGUGCUAAGCCACAUCUCGCCCACAUACACCGUACACUCUCCUCUCCUGCAGCAUCCAGGCCUUCCCUAUCCUCCCCUGGGUUACGCUCACAUCCCUCAUCCGUCUCUCCAGUUUGUUAGUUCCCCGUACGCUGCGGUUCCUUAUGCCGUCCCGUCCGGCUUCGUCCCUGGAUCGCUGAUUUCUCCGUCAGGCGCCAUCUCUCAGCCUCAUGCCAUGUCCCACCUGGUUCCCUAUCCAUCCGUCAUACAGGACGGAGUUGUUUCCCCGCCUCCCCAGGCCCAGGCUCAUACAUUUACCAAAGUUGCAGCGCCAGGUGGCGUCCCGCUGAUGAUUCCUUCAGAGCAAGCUGCCCAGCAGCACAUCGGUACUAUCGGAGUCAUACCUGCCCCAGAGAUCAGCUCCAGGGGGAUGCCAGUCUUCUACCACCCCCAGAGCAGCCGGGGGUCGUCCGCCCCUGGCGACCUACACAACGAAGCAGAGCUUAAUGGCGGCGAUAAAGAGCAAGGAGUCAGGGAGGUCCUGCACGAGUCUGCCUACACUUCCAGAAAUGCACAUCUGCAGCAGGUAGUGUCCAUCUCCGCGGCGCAAGAGCACAGCCAAGAAAGGGCCCUGCAGAACCGACGCCUGGAAGGCCGGAGCUCUCCUGGUCAGCGCAGCACUCCGGACAGCGAUCUGGAGGUGCAGCAGGUCGUUGGCCGCCUGGCUACCUCGAGUCAAGGUGUUGGCGGGGUGCGGAAGGAGGUCUCGUUUGCCCCCUUGAAUCUCUCUCAGGGGGUCCAAAGAACCAGAGACGUCCACGGGGAGAGCCCGGCUGUUACCAGCAGGGCUGUGCAUUCGGCGCAACCGCUGAGUUACGUUGAACACAAAGUCGGCGGUCUCCAGCAACAGCCGGGUCACGCCGUCAUGCUGACCAACGGGCAGCCGGUGCUCGUUCCUCUCGACUAUCACUUGCAGCAUCAGUCCCAGCCGCAGCAACACUACCCAGGACAGGCGAGCGACGCCGCAAAGGCCUCCCUUAACCCAAGCUUUAAAACCUCUGAGUCUCCAGGCAGAGCCGGCCUCCCUGAGAAGGUGGAGCCAACCACAGCUAAGCAGCAGCAGCAGCAUCAUCAUCAUCAGCAGCUGCCUUCUCUACAGCCAUCAGUCCACUCUGCAGCAGAACUAACUCAGGCCUCAGGCGUCCCGGCGGCGGCGGCGCCUGGCAGUAACCCGUCACAUUUCAUGAAGGGGGCGAUUAUCCAGCUGGCCACCGGGGAGCUGAAGCGUGUGGAGGAUCUGCAAACUCAGGAUUUUGUGCGAAGCGCAGAGGUCAGCGGAGGGCUCAAGAUCGACUCCAGCAUGGUGAUGGACAUCCGGUCCAGCCAGCAGAGACCGGGUCUGGUGUCUCUGCAUUUCACGGUGGGGGAGCAGCAGAGCAAGGUGACCAUCGACGUCCCGCCAGAGCACCCGUUCUUCGUGUUCGGCCAGGGUUGGUCGUCGUGCAGCCCCGAGCGCACGGCCCAGCUGUACGGCCUGGCCUGCCACCUCCUGCAAGUGGGGGACAUGUGCGUGUCCAUCACGCUGCAGCAGCAGCAGCUUCAGCCGCAGCUGCAGAAGCAGCCGCAGCAUCACAACUCGCAGCAGAACGUGUCAAGAACUUUAGGCAAAAGCAACGCGGCAUCGGGACCCGGUCACCAGCUCAUGGGGCCUCCCGCGCCCCAACAGCUGCGGCCGCAGGCUCAUUUCAGGAUGGAUCGCGUCCACAGAGAACGGCAGCGGGACGGCGAGGGCGGCGUGCUGGAAAAGGACGAAGCACAUUUAGCGGUUGUUGGACACACUGAAUCCCCCGUCCGGCGAGGUCGGACCUCCACGGAGCAUCCCAGGAGUCAGAGCAGCUACCACUUGCACACAGAGGGCUCUGCUUUCGCCGGGACCGGCAUGCCCACCAUGCAGGCCGCGCUCAGCGCUUCUCAGAGGCGCUGGUCGUCGCCCGGCCUCCAAAGAUACAGCAUGAAGGGAGACGAAGGGCCACGCCCUCAGAUAAUCGCCUCUGGCCACACGAGGCCUUCUUUCAUCCCGCAGGAGGUGAAACUGUCCAUCGAGGGGCGCUCUAACGCAGGGAAGUAGCAUCACAUUUGGUAGCAACCGUAGGAGAGACUGCCAGGAGCGAGAACGAGUCUGACAAGGAGAGAAAGAGGAAAAAAACAGUGUGAAUGUAGCCUCAGAAUGUUUGAGAUUUUGCACACCUAAAAGUAUACAAAGACACAUGAUUUUGUUGAUCUUCUUGAGAAGGUUUGCUUCAAUGUUACUCAGCCACGAAAAACAGAAACCUUUGGUUUCCCAGCCUGCUGAGGUCUGACAGGAAAAUGAAAAGCUAAGUAGAACGUAUGUAGCUUAUAAACGCCUGCCAUAGUCCUUACACACUGCUUUUCUCUUCCUCGCUCCCUCCUUCGUCUCCACCUCCUUGUACCCACACCUGGACAUUUUCCCAAAAAACACUUUGGCUUUACCUUCUGACUAAAACUCUCUCGAUGGGGAAACGCAACAAUGUGUGCAGCCUCAAAGCACAGCUACUAACUCUGAUGUUAAAAAUCACAGCCAGCGAUCUUUAGAUGUCAACACUCCUACAUUUUUUUAUUUCUUUAUAUGUAUAUUUAUAAAGCAUUUACCCCCCAAAAAAGUGGAGCUACUGACAUCAGCAGGGCCUGUGAUGUCGUCAGUUAAAACCUCUGCUGUCAGCAGGAAAUCUCUCUCUCUCUCUCUCUCUCUUUCUCUCUCUCCAAGUCAUUCAUUUUCAGUAAGUCAGUCUCCAAAGAUAGAUGCAAGAUUCUGUUUCAGGCCAAAAAUUGGUGCCUGUCGCAUGUCUUACAAUCGAGUAGUUCACCAAUCAAUUUCCUGUUCCUUCAUUUAGCGCCACAAUGCCACUGCGGCAGGAACUGAAAUGAUGCCUUUUUCUCUCUGAAACGACAAAGUUUUGCAUUCCAGUGUGAUUGUGUCAUUUAGAGUACAUUUCUUUUUCCACAUAGGGAGUAAUUGCUGCUCCUCUCUGAACCUCUCGGCUUUCUCGACCAGGUUGGUGAACUUCGGUGCAUUUUAAUGUAAUUUACUGCAGGAGGCGCUGGCUGCUUCUCACCAAAGCCGUCUGGGGGAAUGUUUGAGAGAAACAUCCAUCUGUUGCAAUCUUGCAAUUUGCCCUGAAAGGAGAAUAUGUGAGUGUGAGUGAGGCAGUGUUGAAGCUCCAGUGUGUCUUUCCUCAGUUCCUUUAAAGAAAGCAAUAGUUUUUUUUUUGUGUGUUUUUUUUUUUUUUAAGCCUUUGGCUGUCCCGGGAAUUUCAUUUUCUGGUCCGCUUCAAGAAGCGAUGCAUUAAUUUAGUCUUCAUUUUCAGCACAUUCUUCUAUUAAUUCAGACAACAUUUAGCCUAAAUUAUUGACUCAUUAAUUUUCCAAAAUGCAACUUCAGGAGGCUCUAGAUUAACAGAUUGCUUGUGUAUUAAUUUAAAGUAUUCAGUCAUUUUCUAAUGUCUUCUGUCGCCCAUUGUGUUCAUUCAGUCCAUCCUAAGUUGGGAUCUCAGCGUAACCGUGCUUUCUUCAUGUUUUUAUCUCGUUGAUUGAAGGGAAUUUGUUUGAAGUGUUGUUGGAGUUUUGUGGCAAGCGGAAAAAAAACAACAACCAACUGACUUGUAUUUUUCUUUUUUUUUUUUAAAACUGUUUACAAAUUAGCCGAGAUGAAUGCUGCAGCUUCUUCCUUCUGACGUAUUUCUAUCUUGAAGAAUUGAAAGUGCAAUUAGAUCAUCCAUAAAUCACCCAGAGGUUUCUAAUCAGACGACAUUCCUCAUGCAGACAUUCCCAUCAGAAAAGCGACACAUUAAUAGUUUCUGGUCCUUUUUAUGAAACUUGAAUAUAAUGCGAUUAUUCACUUUAAAGCAUUUUCAUCUUUGCCCGAAAGCUUUAGGUAAUUUUCUCUUGCACACACAAAGCUACUGCUUUUACUGGUCCAUAUUGGCUGUAUGGCUUUUCCUUCUUGACCUUCAAACAAUUUAAAGAAGUAGUUGCAGUAAAGCAUAAACAUAGUAUGAGGUUCAAGAAUGGACAAUUCGAACCUUUUUGGUAUUAAAACAAAUCAAUUUUUUUUGGAUGAUACUGAAGUGUAUCAUCCAAAUUUCUGAGUGAAUUUUUAUGCGGAAGGCAUUUCUGUACUGCCAUGAUGGACGAGGGCAAAGAGGGUUUAGCUUUUCCUACCAUCCAGCAUGGUGUUCGUCAAAACACGUGUUCGUCAAAACGUAAGCAAUACUCAUUCAUCAUGAGUCGAUAACUUUAUGUGGUCUUGGUGUUUUCUAUGCAGUAAUCUCAGUACAACGUCCAGGAUUGUCUUCAGUGUAGUUGUCUGCAGCAGCAGCUGAUUGUUGGAUGCAGUCUUUGAAACGUUUCUUUCGCUGAUGUCUGGGUUUGGUAUUUUUGACUGACCUACUUUAUAGGAAUUAAAAGCAGUGUUUUUGGUUUACCUCUGUUGUUCUUAUUUUAAAUUUUGUUUGUAUCCAGCAGUUGUCAGCUUUCUGAAUGCCGAGUGAAACCGCUUUCAUCUUCCUUCUUUGAUGCCGCGCAUUUUAAAGCCACAUCACUCGAGACGCGCCACUUGGACCGUUUGUCCAAUGUUGUUUUGGGCGAGGUCACAGUUUAGUGGGGUUUGUUGUCUGGUGUAAGCUGUGCCAGUUAUGGUUUAAACCCCCAAGCAAGGCCAUCCUGUGCCGAUGCUUUCCUCUUUGUUUUCAUCCUUCGCUUUGAGUGGCAUGUGCUGUUUUUAAAAAUUAAUCCUCCACCACGUUGUUGUAUAAAAUUGCACUAAAUGUCGUCCUUCAGUGUUCUCAAAUGAAAUCUGUUGGUAAACUGAAGACUUUCCAAUUGUAAAGCACACAAAAUCAUGGAGAAAUCGCAGGUUUUGUGUUUCUGUAGAUAGGUGUAUUUUUUUUCCCCCUGUGUAGAUAGCUUUGAUCGAAGAUGAUGGCGAUGAUGAUGAUGCUUGUUUAUAAUGCCUUAAAUUCAGCUUUGUACAAUGUGUCCAAGCGAACAACGGACUCUGUGUUCUCCGUUCAGGUUGUACGAGAGCAUAU